CUCUGGCAACUUUAUUUCCGCACAGAGUUCAGUAAACACUAAUCUAGUUUCUCCGCAGUCACUUUCAUGCCUGCAGAAAGAAACUGGUGGUGAGGACAGUCGGGUUUCUACAUAUUUAACUUUUUCCUGGAUCUUGCACAUAAACAGCGAUUGUGAAGAUGGACGGGUCCAAUCACACACUUUUUGAUCCGAGAUGCAGGCAAGAGUCUCCAUACGCAAUAGAUGUUAUUAUGCAGCUGGACAUCUUUGGCAUAGUUCUCUUCUCUGUGCUGACUUUAAUGGCCACAGUGUCCAUGCUGGUUUUCAUUGAAGAAUGCAUCUACAUCUAUAAGAAAGUACCCGCAAACAAAAAAAGUAUAAUCAUAUGGGUAACUGGAGCAGCACCGGUUAUUGCUACCACGUCUUGUAUGGGCAUGUGGGUUCCAAGGGCCACAAUGUUCACUGACAUGACCUCAACCACAUACUUUGCAAUUGUGAUCUUUAAGUUCCUGAUUCUUAUGAUUGAAGAGCUUGGCGGUGACGAUGCACUUCUGCAAUGCUCUGAGAAAAAGUCAUUUAAGAUCAGCACAGGACCCUGCUGCUGCUGCUGCCCAUGCUUGCCAGAUAUCGCUGUCACGCGACGGUCUCUGUUCAUAUUGAAACUGGGUUCCUACCAAUUUGUUCUGUUAAAAGUGGUCUUGACCAUCCUUUCCAUUGUCCUCUGGACUAAUGGCAACUUUAAUGUAGCUGAUGUGGCAAUGAAUGGAGGAGCCAUUUGGAUAAACUCAUUUCUAGGCUUUUUCCUUGUUGUUGCGCUUUGGCCUGUUGCAAUCAUGUUCAUGCAUGUGCGAGUGUCGUUACGCACCCUUAAAAUCAUCCCUAAAUAUGCCAUGUAUCAGUUGGUGCUGAUUCUCAGCCAGCUGCAGACUGCCAUCAUUAACAUAUUGGCACUCAAUGGCACUAUUGCCUGCGCUCCACCCUACACCUCCCAGGCCAGAGGAUACUUGAUGAGUCAGCAGCUUUUGAUCGUAGAGAUGUUCAUCAUUACACUAGUGACUCGUCUUUUAUAUAGACGUCAGUAUGACCCCAUACAAGAAUACGGUGAUGAAGAGUCAAAGACUGCCCUUUCUUCAAAAAAUGCAGUGGAUAUUGUCUGAGAAGAACAAACUUCCAACUUUAUUGUCCUCAAGGGGCAAUUGUUUGCACUACAGUGGCAAAAAAACAAAACAAAAAAAAAAACAUAACAUACAAAAUAAAAUACAAUAUAAACAAUACAAUACGAUAAAAAAACAAACAUAAUACAAACCAUAAUCCAAAAACUAAAAAACUUUAUGCUUCUGUGAAUUAAGCAGUGAAAUGGCAGAAGGAAUAAAUGAGAAUUUAUAUCUGUUAGACCUUACUAUGGGAACUCUAUAGAGAGUGCCUAGAGGUAGGGUUUGAAAAGCAUGAUAGAGAGGAUGGGCACUGUCAGACAGAAUAAAUUGAACUUUACUCAAAACAUGCUUUUCGUACAAGUCGAAAAGACUUGCAGUAUCUGUUGAACUCGAAUGACUUUACCACAAGUGUUAACAAUUAUUGUUAAUGCAUUUUUGUGUUUUACACUUAAUGAUGCAAACCAACAAAGCAAAGAAAAAGUAAGUAUUGACUCAAUAUAGGUUCUGUAAUAGAGUCAUCAAUGACCUAUCAAUCUGAAGCUUUGCCAGUUUCCUCAGACAGAAGAGGCAUUGAUAACUUUUCUUACACAGACUUUCUGUAUUCAUUUCAAAGGUCAACUUACUGUCAAUUAUAGUACCCCGAUAUUUAUAGUUGUCUACUAAAUCUAUAGAUUGACCAUUGAUUUGGAUAUUUGCAGGAGCAGAUUUUUGCAAUCUAAAACCAUUACAUAUAUCCUUGGUUUUAAAAGCAUUCAACUCUAAGAAAGCAUCUUGACACCACUUUAAAAAAUACUCUACAGCAGGACCAUGAGACAUGUCAUCCUCCAUCAACAAACUUACUAAUACAGUAUCAUCUGCAUAUUUGAGGAUAUGCCGCACCAUAAACUUGCUAUGACAGUCAUCAGUAUAAAGAAUGUAUAAAAGAGGUGAGAGUACACACACCUGGAGAGAACCAGUAGAUGUUACAGUCACCCCAGACACACAGUCAUUCACUCUAACUCUUUGGGUCGUGUCCAUAAGAAAAUCCAGUAUCCAACCAGCCAAGUUGGAGUCUACGUUAAAACGAUCUAUAAGUUUCUGAACUAACAAGUGUGGUUGAAUAGUAUUAAAAGCUGAUGAAAAAUCGACAAACAUUAACCUAACAUUUUCCUCUGCCUUCUAGAUGCUUAUAUGCAAGGUCAAGAAGUGUUAAAGUUGCAUCCUGCACCCCACUACAAGUUCUAUAGGCAAAUUGCAGUGGGUCAAGGGAAUUUUCGAUUUUAGCCUGAAUCUCAUGUUUUAUCAGUCUCUCAAAUGAUUUCAUAAUUAAAGAGGUCAGAGCCACGGGCCGAUAAUGAUUCAUAUUUGUAGGUUGCCUAUUUUUAGCCACCGGCACAACAGUGGACUGUUUCCAUAACUUCGGGACCCUCUGCUGAUAAACAUAAUAUAUGUAAAAAUAGGACUUAUUUGCUUGGCACAAUGUAUGAGCACACAACUCCCAAUAUUAUCAGGGCCAGGACUUUUCCUAGCUUUGCAGCACCUAAAUGAAUUAACAACCAUUUGUACAUAAAAAUUAAUGUCAUGGCUACGAUUCUGUAGACUGUGUUUUAAAAAAGUAGUUUCCCUACUAAAAUCAUGAACAUCAAAUCUUGAAUGAAACGUAUUAAAAUCCUCCGCAAGAUCUGUAUCUGAAUUAAAAGCUUCUAAAGCUACAUUCUUAUUUUUUUUUUAUAGUCCAUUCCAACCGUGACCUCAUACAUACCCAUGCAGAGCCCAAACUUGCAUGUGAAUGAGAUUAUAUAAUAUGUUUGAGGAUAUUAUUGUACAAAGUAAAUUGUGAACAAUGAUGGUCAUUAUCUUUGUAUUUUCUUUUAUAUAUAAGUGCAUGCUUGUGUAAUACACUGUGCCAAAUCAGUUUUUUAUUGACGUUAUUGCAAGGUAAAGGGCCAAAGAAUAUGAGUGUCAAUCAUGACUUCAAAGGCACUGAUAUUGAUGUUUAUACUUCAUAAAACUCAAAUGAUCAGCAUUGUAUUGGGUACACAAGCAGCUAGUUGAAUGCUGUUUUAUGUUUUUGUUCCUUCCUUACAAUGUAACUUCCUUACUUGAUGCUUAGACACCAGUAUUGUUUUUUUGUUUUGUUGUUGUUGUUGGGAAAGCAUUGAUAAAUCCUAUGAGUCAUCAUGGUCCAUAUUCCUGAUGAACUGAGAUAAAGUCAUUUAUAUGGCUUAAUGAUACAUAUGGACUUUUGGAAUUGUAAAAAGAUUAAAUGGGAUUAUUGUAUGUUGCUGUAGCCUUUAUUAUGUUCUUUUUCAAAUCUAUCUCUUCAUACUGUUUUGUCCAAUAAUCGUGUAAUUUAUCUACACACAUUACUGACGGGCAACACAAUAAAUGUGUAUAUAUAGA
Molecule: messenger RNA, 3515 nt
Organism: Myxocyprinus asiaticus (Chinese sucker)
Lineage: Eukaryota; Metazoa; Chordata; Actinopteri; Cypriniformes; Catostomidae
Gene: slc51a
Product: solute carrier family 51 subunit alpha
Exons: 8
Coding region: 159-1136 (325 amino acids)
Biological process (GO): transport
Molecular function (GO): transporter activity
Source: RefSeq, a predicted model, not a curated record